Molecule: messenger RNA, 5833 nt
Organism: Oreochromis niloticus (Nile tilapia)
Lineage: Eukaryota; Metazoa; Chordata; Actinopteri; Cichliformes; Cichlidae
Gene: plppr2a
Product: phospholipid phosphatase related 2a
Exons: 8
Coding region: 503-1534 (343 amino acids)
Biological process (GO): signal transduction; phospholipid dephosphorylation; phospholipid metabolic process
Cellular component (GO): plasma membrane
Molecular function (GO): phosphatidate phosphatase activity
Source: RefSeq, a predicted model, not a curated record
ACACACUCUUACUCCCUCGAACACAUGUGCUUGCACUCUCUCCCUCUCCUCUGUGUCUCCUCAUCGGAUCAGCAGAGCACAGGAGGUGAUUUCAGCCACUUGAUUUAUUAGUCAUCGCUGGUUGUUGGAACAAGCUAAUUAAAAGGAGCGUGAGCGUGUGUGUGUGUGUGUUUGUGUGUGUGUGUGUGUGUAUUUGUGUGUAAGAUUUGGAGACUGACGCUGCUGCUGCUGCUUCUUCUGCUGCUUCUUCUGCUGCUGCUGCCGUCCCCUUCAUCAGCUCUCUCACGCUUUGCUGUGGAGCAGACGAGAAGAGAGGAGAGAGAAGAGGAAGAAGAGGAGAAGGAGGAGAAAGAGAGAAGGGACAGACACCUGGGUGGAAGGACAUUUUCACACCACUUCCCCUCAUCAUCUCUUCUGACAUGGCCACCGCUUAGGAAUCUGGUGCCGUGGCAACCGUCAGAUCCAAGGAUAAGGAGGCAGAAAGUUGGGCCUGUUCAGGGGGAUGUUCAAAGAAACAAAGAGAGGGAUGGCCAUGGAGGAGAAGCCGGGCGUGAAGAGCAGCAGCUCCAUCGUUCCCUGCUUCCUGUUUGUGGAGCUGGUGAUCAUGGCUGGGACGGUGCUGCUGGCUUACUACUUUGAGUACACGGACACCUUCCCCGUGCACAUCCAGGGCUUCUUCUGUUACGACAAGACCUUCUCUAAGCCCUACCCUGGUCCGGACGAUACCAGCAAGAUCCCUCCGGUGCUCAUCUACUCGCUCGUCACAGCCAUCCCUACCCUCACGAUUCUUGUUGGAGAGCUAUGCGCCUUCUUCACCAAGGCAGAGGGAACCCAGGAGAAGACCAUUGUGACUGCAGACUGCUGCUACUUCAACCCCUUACUGAGACGCAUAAUACGCUUCUUGGGUGUUUAUGCCUUUGGUCUGUUCACCACGACCAUUUUCGCCAAUGCCGGCCAGGUGGUGACAGGAAACCAGACGCCUCACUUCCUGUCUGCCUGCCGACCAAACUACACAGCAUUAGGCUGCCAGUCCACGAUGCAGUACAUCACAGAGCGCCGGGCCUGCACAGGCAACCCGCUGAUUGUCAUGUCUGCACGUAAAUCCUUCCCAUCUAAGGAUGCAGCGCUCAGCGUCUACUCAGCAGUGUACACAGUGAUGUACGUGACACUGGUGUUCAAAACCAAAGGCACGCGGCUCACCAAGCCCACUAUCAGCCUCACGCUGCUUUGUCUCGCCAUGCUAGUCGGUGUGGUCAGAGUGGCUGAGUACCGCAACCACUGGGCUGAUGUCCUGGCGGGAUUCUUCACUGGGGGAGCCAUCGCUGUGUUUUUGGUGACUUGUGUGAUUAACAACUUCCAGCAGCUGCAGCCCGGUCUUCCUCCACCGCGACCCCAACGUCCCGAGUCAAUGCUGGGCAUGCCGAUGGUGACACUGCCCUCAGUGGAGAGUCCACUCGAAAAGUUAAGUGGCCCUCAGCAUCUUGCACUCUCCUCCUCCUCCCCACCUUACAACACCUACGUCCAACCAUUCUAACCAGCUUUGAAUAUUUUUUACCCAACGUUGUCACCCCCCCAACACUAUCUCCGCCAUCUGUUACCUUAUUUCUGUUUUUUGCUCUGUUGAACAUCUGUUCUGUCCUCUCUUCCUCCCCUCAUCCCUGUACAUUGCUCUUGAUUAUUCUUUUCUUCACUUUUCUCUCUCUUCCUCCGCCUCCUCUCUGCCCCGUCCUCCUCUCUCUUUCUCACUCCUCUCUUUCCCCUGCAGACUCCGCGGGGAUCUCCGUUCACCGAGAUCACAUGACCAUCAGCCCUAUCGGUUCCCCGCCACCCCCGAUGUCCUCAUACCGUCUCGCUCCAUUUCCAGCGAAGUCUAGACCAGUCGGAGCAGCACUCGCCGCAAUGCGCCGCCCAUCCGGCUGGGCGGUACGCAACGUUGCACCGCUCCUAUUCCACGCAGGUCUAGACCCCCCCCACCCCUCCUAAUACAUGAUACACAGCACACACAUCCCCCGUUGCCCUUUUAACCCCCGGGGAACCGAUAGGCAAACUCUUCAAAGACUUUCUCUUUGCUGGAAUACCAGUAAAGUAAAGCUCUGAACAAUAAGUACAGAGUCAGGUACAUCUUUUUUUUCUUUCCUUUUUUUUUCAUGUUGAAAAAUGUAACUAAUUUUUUUAUAUGUAUAUAAACUCAAUCACACGAAGCUCACUUUCAUCAGCGGUGGUUUGCUCUGUUACGAAAACGAAAUCAAAUGUGACCACUGAGAAUGUCCGCCGCUUCUUUUUCUCCAACCGUACGAGCGCACACCUGUUUGAGAAAAGAACCCGAAAGGUGACGGUGAGCUCUCAGGACGCGGCUUUGACGUGCGCCGUGUUGGACCAAAGAAACCCACCUGAGGAAAUGUGCGCUGCUGAGAUUUACCCGUACAAAACAUCAUUUUAGCAAGCCAUAUGAACACACAAGCAAACACACUUGCUCUCCUUAUAUCAUCCCAUGCACCCGCACACAGACACACGCAUAAGCACCCACCACAGUCGAGUAGCAGUGCCCUAGUCAGCUCCGCAUGAGGUUUCCCGGGAUCAAAGGAUCCGUUUCUUAUCCUUCGGCAGAAGCACCAGACAAAAGCAAACAGGAUGAAGGUACAGACAUCUUCACUUGGCUAUCAACUUUGUGUUUUCCUUCGCUCUCAGAUGGUUGCAAUUUUGCCAAAACCUAAUGUGAAACAGAAACACACAUUGGAUGAGACAAAUCCAAGCUCCCGAAUGCAGGUGGCACAACAGUGAGCCAAAUUAAGUGCAUCACAUUCAGGAGCAAAUAUUUGUUUUUUGCUUGCUUUUUUUGUAUUCUUUUGCGAAAAGGAGCCUUCAUACAGGACACUUCUCUGUGAUGCCAACAGACUUUUUUUAAAAAAUGUCUCUUUCAUUUAACUGUGGAACAGCAUCACUCAUCCUGAAAUGGCGUCUCCUUUGCUGCGGACUGGCUGCGUCGUGUAAUUACUGUGAUUUAUUUCUGAGAUUUUAUCGAUAUAUUGAUUUACUGACGUUUGUGUAUAUACGGCGUGGUUGCCAUAAGCGCUCUGUGUGGCGUGACAGUUUUGCUGAUUUUGAUUUGCACACUCCCUCACAAUCCACUUUUGUCUUUUGUUCUCUUCAUUUGCUUUUGUUCGUUUUUCCUUUCUUUACAAAUACAUAUAUUUUUUUUACAUUCUCCAAUUAUCUCUCUUCUCUGUGGUGUCUGUAUCUAGGCUAAUAUGCCAUCACUGUGCUGUGAAAUGUUUCCCUCUGCUGGACAAACACACACACACACACACACAGACACACACACACACACAGACACACACACACACAAAGCACAGAAGACCUCGUUUUACAGAGCACAUGUAAAUAAACUCUAACAUAUUUGAAAGCACACACAUGCACAAGCACACUUAUACCCCCUACUUGUUACUGUACUUUCCUUCUCCUCUUCCCCACUUUCUACCACCAAACCUGUAAGAUAUUGUACAUAGCUCUUUUUUCUAUUGAGAGUGUGAUUUUUACACGAGCAUCACCAACACUCUGUGUGGCGAUUGAAGGAAAAUCUUGUUUUUCUUACAAUGAUGGAGAAUUCGUGCAGACGUGCUGAACCACUCUGACCCAUCGGUUGGAAAGUACUCAGAUGACUCAUGUUUUGUUUCAAUUUGCUGCGUCUGCCUGUUGGACUGAAUAAAGCUGGAUUGGAAAAGUCAUUUUACUCUGACAUCAGACACUAUGUGAUCCUGACUUUCCGAGUUUUAUGAGGCCAUUUUCACUUUCUUUUUUUCAUGCUUUGAUCAUCCACCCAUCCAUCCAUCCAUCCAUCCAUUCAUCCAUCCAUCCAUCCAUCCAUCUUCUUAACCACUUGUCCAAAUCAAAGUUUGGGGGCUGGAGCCUAUCCCAGUUGUGAUAGGGCAAGAGUGAGGUUACAUCCUGGACAGGUCAACAGUUUAUAGUGGGGCCAUAAAAUUAAAGCAUAGAUAUGUAAACACCUUAAGAGAUCUUUUUUUUUCCUUUUUUAAGGCAUUAGGUGAAGCUGUGAAUACACCAUUCCCAUAUUAUUGCAUUGUAGUUAGCACUAAUACUUUAUCUAACAGCUUUCACAUCCAACUUAACAGAAUAAGAGCUUUAAUUUGACGAAUGGUGUAAUAUUAAUGAUGAAUGGGCAUAUUUUCUAUUUAGUUGUUCUACUAUGCUCUACUAUGAUCACCAGCCAGCUGCUAACUUUGUCUGUCUGCUGUCUACUUGGACCAGUUUUACAGUUACCAGAGGUUUCCCCACUGAAGGGAGCUUCCUGCUCUUAAGUCUUAAUCAUCUAGCAUAAAGUGAGGCUCAUUCAUGAUACCAGCAGAUCAGCUAAUCCUCAUGCUAUUCCACAUUAGCUGAUCCGACUUAUGCUAUUUGAGUUGGUGUAGCCUGUCUGCAGUUAAUGCACUUCUGCAAGCUGCUUUGCAACCCACCUUGAUCACUACCCCUUCUCGAAUGCUAUAUCUGACUUCAUCAAUGUCAUGACUAUUGUGUAAUAAAGCAGCAAGGUCCCAGAAAAGAGUAAUUGUUGCAGAUGGAAAUAAGAAUCUUCAUCUGACUAUAGCAAUGUUUUGAAGUAAUGUAAAGCUGCAGGUCACAAAACCAGAAUAAAAACCUAUAACAUGCUUAAAAGGCUUCAUAUCGCUGAGAAGCAGAGCUGGGUGAUAAUUCUCCAGGCAUGUAUCGCUUUUGGUUCCCCAUUCAUGUGGAUGUGAGUUAAAGAUGGCCCUAUUUUUUGAUGAUAGCCUUGUGUUGUAAAUAUGUGCCUCUCUGGUUAAUCAUUAGCAUUAUAAUUUUAGUGCUAAUACGUCAUCAGACCGCGUGACAACAGCUAAAUCCUCCAUCAGCCUACAUAUCUUUUAGUUUUUUGUUAACAUUCCUUACAAACGCUCCACUCACACUCUAUGUGGCUGUCAUAGUUAUCAUUUUGGAAAUUAAAACAAAAAGAACAUAACUUCUCUUCAUGUUAUUUUUUUAAAUUGUGCUCAGCUAAAUAAAAAUGACCAUCUUUUGAAGAUCAAGAUCUAGCACCCAGUAGGUUUUAUUUUUCAUUAUAGCUUCUACUUAACCAAAAGCAUGUGUUUGACCAUUGAGAAUAUGUGCUAAACUACCCUUAUAUGGAUGCUAAGCUUCAUUAUCAUCAGCAUCUUGUACUUGUGAGAGGUUUGAUUUCACUGAAAAAAUAAAUAAAUAAUCAAAACUGUGACAUUUUGAUGGCUCAGAGAGCCAGGGCUACUUAUACCACAUACUGUACCUGCAACUUUGUGAAGCUGAGUCAGACAUGUGACCUUUGCUGCAUGAUGGCCCUUUGUUUCAUGUGUUUCCUCAUUUCUUUCCAGUCUUCAAUGUCCCAGUGAAGCAGAAAUGCCUUAAGAUAAUCUUGAUGAGGAAAUGUAACGAAAGUGUUUUCUAAGCAGUGACUGGCUGUAAUUUCAUUUGCAAGUGCGAGUUUGUCAUUUGUCCAAAUUCUCUGUGAAUCCUCUGUGAACCCAAAUGCACAAAUGAGGCACAAACAAACAUGAAAGGUAAACACGCCCGCCACGAAGACUCGGAUUCUACACCGGCUCGACUGUCGUCGCCGCAGCUUUACUUGCCUGUAAAGUCUUCGGUAACACAUGUUUAAAAAUCAAACAGCAAACACGCUGCAGUUGACUGACAUGUGAAUAAAAAGCACCAGUCUCCUUCAGAUCUGCUACUGAGAGGCAGGACCGUGUUUCCUUUGAUCCUGAUGCAGCAAACCUUCUGUUUUUGUAAAGAUUUGUGUGAUGAGAACAAUAAAUGGAUAUUGAAAUAA